AUGCCCCACCGCCAUCACGACGCCGCCGGCGGCGGCGACGAGGCCCCGUCCCCGCGGCCCUCGGCGUCCGGCUGCUACGCGUUCCUGACGCGCUCCCACCGCGCGGGCGCCUACCGCCGCCUCCACUCCGCGCCGGCGCUCGAGGCCGAGGCGGCGGCGGUGAGGGUGGAGGUCCGGACGGCGACGAAGGGGAGGGCGAAGAAGAGCGUGUUCCACGUCGACCCCGCCGUGCUGGAGGCCGGGCCGGUGAGCCGGCUGCUGGCGGCCGCGGGGCGGCGGGCCCCCGGCGGAGGCGUCGCCGUCGACGUCGACGCCUUGCUGUUCGAGCACCUGCUGUGGCUGGCCACCAAGGCCCGCGACGGGGUGGGCGGCGACGGCGAGGAGGACUCCGCCGCUGCCGCUGAUGACCUUUCCGAGAUCGUCGAGUUCUACUCGCAGGACGACGACGACGACGACGACCGUGACCACGAGUUAAGCUUGUAA
Molecule: messenger RNA, 483 nt
Organism: Miscanthus lutarioriparius
Lineage: Eukaryota; Viridiplantae; Streptophyta; Magnoliopsida; Poales; Poaceae
Source: the annotation of a GenBank genome assembly